AUGGCGGCUAGCGGCGUCGAGCUUGGCGCUCUGCCCUCCGCCUACGAGGAGCUGGGCGAGAACUCGGCGCGCACUCCCUUCGACGACAACGCCGACCCCGCCGUCAUAGCGCUCGAGCAGACGGUGGCCGACCUGCUGAACCGGCGCCGGCCGUGCCACCACUCGCCGGUGAUCGUGGCGGUGCAGCUGCUGCUGCUCGGGUGCGCGGUGCUGCUCCUCGCGCUGCCGUUCGCACUCCUCGUCUGCCUCGUCCGCCUCCUCCCCUGGCUGCCGCUCCCGUCCUCGCUGCCGCACUCGACUGAGACGGCCGGCUUGGACUGGGGGGAGCUGCACUGCGGCCUGUGGUGGGCGAGCGGCGGGUGGGACCCGGCGCAGCCGACGGUGGUGUACGUGCACGGCUGGGAGCCCGGCACGACCGCGCGCGGCUUCCGCGAGACCUUCAACUGGAGGCGGAACGUCAAGCAGCCCUCGCUCGGCGUCAAGGGCGAGAGGGUGCCCGACAUCGACGCGGCGGAGCUGUGGGCGGCGCGCGGCUGGAACGUGGCGCUCUUCUACUGGAACCAGUGCGUGGCGGACCAGCUCGCCUCGGCGCUGCUGCCGCUGUGGCGAGCCGCGUACGGCGGAGGACCCUCCUCGUCCUCCUCGCCGUUGCGGCUGGUGGGCCACUCCUUGGGCGCGCAGCUCGUGCUCGAGGCGGUGGGUCGGCUGGUCGAGCGGCAGCCGCCAAAGGGGCGGCGCCACCUCCACCUGGCCGAGGUGAGCAUGCAGGAGGCGCCGCUGCGGAUCGCUCUGCUCGACCCAUUCUUCAGCCCCGGCGCCAAGCAGUACUUGCCUCGCCAGACCUCGCCCGCGGCCAGGGGCGUCGCAAACCUCUCCGCCGCCUUGCGUUCGCUGCCGCACUUGCCCGUCGAGCUGUACCGCGCCUCCAUCCUGGGCGACCCUCCGCUCUGCGCCGCGCUGCUGCCGCACCUCGGCGACCCCACGCCGCAGCUGCACGAGCUCGCGGCCUUCGGCUACGUCGUCCCGCCGGGCGUCCACCCGCUCUCGCCCCGCGCGCGCCACAUCGCCGCCGUCGGCCUCUACUUCCUGUCGAUCGCGCACGAGGAGGACGCGCUCACGCCGUGGGAGGGGAGGAUGCACCCGCGCGCGCACGACGGGCUCAUCUGCGAGCGGAUGGUCGCGCAGACCAUCCGCUCGCAGUCGGCGCAGCGGGCGGCGCCGCAGCCGCUGCAGCCCGCCACGCCCGCUUCGCUGCUCGCCUUCCUCAGCCGCGCCGACCGGGACGGAAACCUCUCCGACGACCGCGGCUCGGUCGACUCGAAGACGGAGCUGCUCGAGAGGAAGGACUCGGUGCAGGAGUUUGACGACGCGCCGCACGACGCCGUCAAGCUCGACCUCGCCGGCUGCUUCGCCGACCCGUCGGUGCUCGAUCCAUCGCCGCCCGAGCAUCGCGGACCGGGCGCCGUCGCCGGCGCGAGCGUGUCCGGCCUGGUCGUCGACGUGGUGUGA
Molecule: messenger RNA, 1509 nt
Organism: Emiliania huxleyi CCMP1516
Lineage: Eukaryota; Haptophyta; Isochrysidales; Noelaerhabdaceae
Exons: 5
Coding region: 1-1509 (502 amino acids)
Source: RefSeq, a predicted model, not a curated record